Molecule: messenger RNA, 1437 nt
Organism: Brettanomyces bruxellensis
Lineage: Eukaryota; Fungi; Ascomycota; Pichiomycetes; Pichiales; Pichiaceae
Exons: 1
Coding region: 1-1437 (478 amino acids)
Molecular function (GO): manganese ion binding; metalloaminopeptidase activity
Source: RefSeq, a predicted model, not a curated record
AUGGAACAGGAAGAACCAGCAGAACUAAGAGGUCUCAAGUACCCAGCCAAAAAACAUGCAUUGAAAGUUAAAGAACAUUUCAUUUCGAAGAAAGGGCAACUAUUGGAAAACAAAUCUGCCUUUUUUAUUGCCGGUGAGACCUUGAAAUUGUAUGCGUACUGUGAUGAGACAUAUCCUUUGCGCCAGAAUAGAUACUUCCACUAUCUUUCAGGAGUUGAUCAAAUCCCAGGCUGUUACAUUCUCUACACCCUUGCUGAUGAUAAGCUCAUUUUAUAUCUUCCAGAGAUUGAUUGGGACGAUGUGAUGUGGAGCGGAAUGCCAAAGAGCUUGAAGGAUGCGGCACAGCAAUAUGAUGUUGAUGAAGUUAGAUAUGAAGCAGAGAUUAACAAGAAGCUUUCUGACUUAUCACAUUCCGGAGUUACCAUAUAUACUACAGAUACGAAGAAUUAUGCGGACAAGCCAUUUGCCAAGCUUGUCAAGACUGCUGACAAGGAUUUCUUUUACGCACUUGAUGAGGCCCGUUUAAUCAAGGACUCUUAUGAAAUUGCAUUGAUGAAGUACGCUAACAAGAUUACCGCUAACUCGCAUAUUGCUGUUAUGUCGGCACAGCCAAUUGAGACAAACGAGACACAUAUGCAUGCCGAGUUUAUCUAUCACUCCAUCAGACAGGGAUCAAAAGUCCAGAGUUAUGAUCCGAUUUGCUGUUCAGGUCCAAGCUGUGGUACUUUGCAUUACGUGAAAAAUGAUGAGUCGAUGAAAAAUAAAUGCAGCACAUUGAUUGAUGCAGGUGCAGACUGGAGAUGUUAUGCUUCGGAUGUCACUAGAUGCUUCCCAAUUACUGGUGAAUGGACAAAAGAACAUUUAGAGAUCUAUAAGACAGUUCAGGAUAUGCAGAUACAAGUCUUGAACGGAAUCAGACCAGGUGUGGCUUGGGAGUCGUUACAUUGCUUGGCUCAUGAAGUUAUGAUUAAACAUUUUCUUGACCUUGGAAUCUUCAAGAAUGGAACUGCAAAGGAAAUAUACGAUAGCAGAGUCUCAGUUUGGUUUUUCCCACACGGGUUGGGCCAUUUGAUUGGCUUAGACACCCAUGAUGUUGGUGGAUAUCCAAACUACGAUGACCCGGAUAUCAUGUUAAGGUGGCUUCGUUUAAGGAGAAAGCUUUUACCGGGUAUGGUUGUGUCAGAUGAACCAGGUGUUUACUUCAAUAAAUACCUUAUAGAAAAGGCUUACAAGGACCCAAAACAGUCGAAAUACAUUGAUAAGGAUGUUCUUCAGAAAUACCUGAAUGUUGGUGGUGUUAGAAUUGAAGAUGAUAUUCUUGUCACCGAGGAUGGUCAUGAGAAUCUCACUGUUGUUACUAGCGAUCCAGAUGAGAUUUCGAAGAUUGUUAAGAAGGGCAUCGCAAAGGGUAGACAAGGAUUCCACGUUGUUGCUUAA